Molecule: messenger RNA, 1251 nt
Organism: Medioppia subpectinata
Lineage: Eukaryota; Metazoa; Arthropoda; Arachnida; Sarcoptiformes; Oppiidae
Source: the annotation of a GenBank genome assembly
AUGGGUAAAUCGGGAAAAGAUAAGAGAGAUAUCUAUUACCGAUUGGCCAAAGAGGACGGCUAUAGAGCGCGCUCUGCAUAUAAGUUGAUCCAAAUCAACGAUACCUUCAAUGUCUUCGAUGGCGUCAACAGAUGUGUGGACUUGUGUUCAGCGCCCGGCAGUUGGUCUCAAGUGUUGCACCGCUUCCUCCACAGCACGCCCGGCAGUUGGUCUCAAGUGUUGCACCGAUUCCUCCACAGCAGUGCCGACACUCAGACGAAGACAAUCAUAUCAGUGGACAUACAGGCGAUGGCACCCAUGGCUGGUGUCAUCCAAAUCCAGGGCGACAUCACUCGCGAAGACACCGCCCGACAGAUCAUCGACGCGAUGGACGGCUCGACCGCCGACCUCGUGGUCUGUGACGGAGCACCCGAUGUGACCGGUCUUCACGACAUCGACACUUACAUCCAAUCGGAACUACUCUUGACGCCCGGCAGUUGGUCUCAAGUGUUGCACCGCUUCCUCCACAGCAGUGCCGACACUCAGACGAAGACAAUCAUAUCAGUGGACAUACAGGCGAUGGCACCCAUGGCUGGUGUGAUCCAAAUCCAGGGCGACAUCACUCGCGAAGAGACCGCUCGACAGAUCAUCGACGCGAUGGACGGCUCGACCGCCGACCUCGUGGUCUGUGACGGAGCACCCGAUGUGACCGGUCUUCACGACAUCGACACUUACAUCCAAUCGGAACUACUCUUGAGUGCAAUCAAUAUCACGACUCAUAUCCUGAAAAUCGACGGAACUUUUGUGGCGAAGAUUUUCAGAGGAAAAGACGUUUCGCUUCUUUGGUCUCAACUGAAGAUAUUCUUCAAAGAAGUGAUAAUAACUAAACCGAAGAGCAGUCGGAACUCGAGUAUAGAGGCGUUCGCUGUUUGUCGGCAUUACUGUCCGCCCGAAGGCUAUAAACCCGUAUUUUUCAACUCAUAUAUCGACCAAAAGUGUGACCAAUAUUUCAAAGAACUGAACGCCGGAUCCAAUCGACACGUGAUUCCGUUCAUGUCUUGCGGCGAUUUGUCUGCCUUUGAUUCCGACCGCUCGUAUCCAUUGAAUGUGAGCCACUCUUCGGCCACUGAUUCAGAAAACACGUCUCAAACCCAGACUUACACUUACGUGAGUCCAACACAAUCGCCAAUAGAUCCGCCCUAUAAAGUGGCGCAAAGUCUUAAGAAGUCAUCUAAUCUUCAAAAGCCCUCUAUUGGUGACAAAACUGAUUGA